Messenger RNA from Opisthocomus hoazin, 579 nucleotides. The record is from RefSeq and is a predicted model, not a curated record. NCBI's taxonomy places the organism in Eukaryota, Metazoa, Chordata, Aves, Opisthocomiformes, Opisthocomidae.
AUGCACCACGGGCUCUUCCCCAUCCCCUCGCCGCUGUCCUCGAGCUCCCGGCCCCGGCGCAGCCCCUCUUCCUUCCAGGACCCCAGCGCCAAAAUCGGGGUGAACUGCGUCAUCGGCCCCAACGUGACGAUCGGGGCCGGCGUGGUGGUGGAGGACGGGGUGCGCAUCAAACGCUGCACCGUGCUGGAAGGGGCACGAGGUGAGGAGGACCCCAGCGCCAAAAUCGGGGUGAACUGCGUCAUCGGCCCCAACGUGACGAUCGGGGCCGGCGUGGUGGUGGAGGACGGGGUGCGCAUCAAACGCUGCACCGUGCUGGAAGGGGCACGCAUCCGCUCGCACUCCUGGCUGGAGUCCUGCAUCGUGGGCUGGAGCUGCUCCGUUGGGCAGGAGGUGCGCAUGGAGAAUGUGACGGUGCUGGGCGAGGAUGUCAUCGUCAACGACGAGCUCUACCUCAACGGGGCCAAUGUGCUGCCACACAAGUCCAUCGCCGAGUCCGUGCCAGAGCCACGCAUCAUCAUGUAGCAGCUCCCGGUGGGCCCUGUGCUCCUGGCUCCUUUCAGAUUCAAUAUUUAUAUUUCC